Messenger RNA from Nerophis lumbriciformis (worm pipefish), 3242 nucleotides. It is a transcript of the gene tgfbr2l, whose product is annotated as transforming growth factor beta receptor-like. Lineage: Eukaryota; Metazoa; Chordata; Actinopteri; Syngnathiformes; Syngnathidae. Gene Ontology annotation, biological process: protein phosphorylation; cell surface receptor protein serine/threonine kinase signaling pathway; cellular response to growth factor stimulus. The record is from RefSeq and is a predicted model, not a curated record. Gene Ontology annotation, cellular component: plasma membrane; signaling receptor complex. Gene Ontology annotation, molecular function: metal ion binding; transforming growth factor beta receptor activity, type II; ATP binding.
CUUUCUACCCCGCAUCUGGAUGAAAAACAUCUGGAGCGCUCGGUCCGCGUCCAUGACUUUCCCCGCAAACGGACCCCGGUACCAGACUCAUACCGAGCGACGGCCCCAGCGUGCCCGAGGACGAUGGCCCGGUUCUGGAAUAUGCAGAACGCCGUGGUCCUCCUGAGCGUUGCGGCGGUGGCGUCGCUGAGCCAUCUCAACUUCAACGUGUGCAAGUGGUGCGAAGCGUCCAGUCCGGUGUGCCAGGACGACGUCUGCCUCUCCAACUGUUCCUUGUCCUCCUUCUGCACCUACCUGGAGGAGAUCUGCGUCUCCAUAUGGAGAAAGAUGAACGACACAACAACAGUGCACACCAUGUGUCACGACCCCGCGCUACCGCUAGAGGGCGUGGAGGCGGGGCUACUGCGCAAUGUCACCUCCAGAGAGUGUCACAUGGUGUGGCAGCCAGCAGAUGUGGGUGUGGCUAUGGUGUGCGGUUGCCGCGGCGAACAUGAAUGCAACGACAAGCUGAUCUUCACCGACAGCUUCUCUAGGCUGCACAGCAAGGACGUGGCCCCCGUGGUGGCCGUCAGCCUGCUGCCGCCCCUCUUUCUGGCUGCCAUCGCCACGGCCGCCUUCUGUUUCCACCGCACGCGCCGCCAAGGUAAACACGGCCGUCCCGUCGGACUCCGGUGGCCCGCCAAGACCAACGGUAACCGUCCUUGCGGGGGCAGACGGGAGAGUAGCGUUCAAAGUGAGGAGUCGACGGCCAAGGUGGCGUCCCUUCACAGUGGCGCGAGCGUGCCGCUUCCCGUCAAACUGGAGGUGCUGGUGGGCAAAGGACGCUUUGCAGAGGUCUGGAGGGCACGAUUGCUGCCGAAAGACACGGUUGCAGUUAAAGUGUUUCUCGCCGCGGAAUACGCCUCGUGGAGAAACGAGAGCGCCAUCUUGUCCGACCCCGAGCUGGAACAUGACAACGUCGUCGGAUUCCGCGCAGCUGAAGCCCGAGGUCCAGCAGGUCACGCUAUGACCACAUAUUGGCUGGUCUUGACGUAUUACCACCUAGGAAACCUGCAAGACUUCCUCGUGACCAACGUCCUCAACUGGGAGGAGCUGGUCACCAUGGCAACCAGCCUUGCUCGUGGCUUGGCUCACCUUCACAGUGACACCACACCCACCGGGGUGCCCAAGUUGCCGGUGGCUCAUCGGGACGUGAAGAGUAGCAACAUUAUGCUGAAGAAGAACGGGGAAUGUGUUCUGUGCGAUUUUGGCCUGGCACUCAAACUGGACCUCUCCCUCACGGUGGACGACUACGCCAACAGCGGACAGGUGGGCACGGCCCGCUACAUGGCUCCAGAGGUACUGGAGUCCAGAGUCAACUUGGACGAUGUGGAGGCCUUCAAGCAGAUGGACGUGUACUCCAUGGCCUUGGUCCUGUGGGAGAUGGCCUCCCGCUGCAGCGCCGUCGGAGAGGUGAGAAGCUAUGAGCCGGCGUUUGGCUCCAAAGGGUGCGAGCACCCUUGCGUGGACAGCAUGCGAGAUCUUGUGCUGAGAGACCGACGACGACCCGACAUGCCGACCGCCUGGACGCAGCAUCAGGGAAUGGACGUCUUCUGCUCCACCGUGGGGGAGUGCUGGGAUCACGACCCCGAGGCCCGGCUGACAGCGCCCUGCGUGCUGGAGCGCUUUGCCGCCCUGCAGCAGGACCAAGUGGAGAAAACGGGCACAUCAGAAGGUGAUGACGGUAGAGCAAAGACGCCAGAGGAUGUCGGCCAUGCUGAAAGUGCUCCUCCUCAGGGGCACAACGUGUGAUUGCAUGAAGACUUUUCCAUGUAGGCUGCUGAUCUUCAGAGUGACCACGUAAGCAGAAGUAGUCAUGUGACGCCGCGACUUCAACGUCAAAGAACAAUUUUUCUGAUCUCAUUUCCUCAGUAAGGCAGCUGACUCAACACAUUCCAAAGUCUUCUUCCUAAAAAAGGUUGUCUUGAAAACAACAGGAAGUGGCUUCUCAUUGGUCAGUUACCUGUGUGAAGUAUGAAAAGGGGCGGGACUAAUGUUAAACAGUGCUGCUCGCCCCUGUGGCCACAUUUUUUGUGACUAAUUGCACUGGGCAGACAUGUUCACCACUUCCUGUUCUAGGACAACCAAUCAAGUGGCUUUAAGAUUACCAUGCUCUCUGAUGGUAUUUUGUUUUUGCAUGUGAGUCUGCACUAGCCAGAAUACUUGAAUGUCUUGGGACUGUAACCCUACCAACAUACCCAUAUUGACGAUUCCCUUAAACCCGAACCCUUUCAACUAACAAAGCCAUAUCAACGAUUCUAACCUUAGCCACAAACCCACCACCCCUAAACCCAUCCAUCCAUCCAUCCAUCCAUCUUCUUCUGCUUAUCCGAGGUCGGGUCGCGGGGGCAGCAGCCUAAGCAGGGAAGCCCAGACUUUCCUCUCCCCAGCCACUUCGUCCAGCUCUUCCCGGGGCAUCCCAAAGGGGUUCCCAGGCCAGCCGGGAGACAUAGUCUUCCCAACGUGUCCUGGGUCUUACCCGUGGCCUCCUACCGGUUGGACGUGCCCUAAACACCUCCCGAGGGAGGCGUUCGGGUGGCAUCCUGACGAGAUGCCCGAACCACCUCAUCUGGCUCCUCUCUAUGUGAAGGAGCAGUGGCUUUACUUUGAGCUCCCCCCGGAUGGCAGAGCUUCUCACCCUAUCUCUAAGGGAGAGCCCCGAAACUCAUUUCAUCCGCCUGUACCCGUGAUCUUGUCCUUUCGGUCAUAACCCAAAGCUCAUGACCAUAGGUGAGAAUGGGAACGUAGAUCGACCGGUAAAUUGAGAGCUUUGCCUUCCGGCUCAGCUCCUUCUUCACCACAACGGAUCGAUACAGCGUCCGCAUUACUGAAGACCCUAAACCCUUUUUGAAUCAAUUGCUAUAUCAACCAUUGUCACCCUAACCUCAAACCCAACGUUCCGACGACCGUCCAGUGUUCUUUGUCUUAUUGUCUGUCCUUAGCGUGGGACAAAUGUUGGGAUCUAUUCAUCGUCGUGAAGUGGGUGGAGCCUAUGCCAGCGGUCACUCUGUACUGAUCAGCUGUCAUUCGCAGAGAACUAUAAGACUAUAUGAGGCACUACAACAACCAUGACCCCAGACCUUCUGCUGUCUCACAUGGAAGUCCAAAGGGAGGUGGACAAUACCAACCCCAGACACUUGAUUAUUUAUUUAGCUAAAAGCUAAAUAAUACUUUCCAAUCUUGAGACCUCCAAAUUCGGGAGA